GGCUAUUAAUUUAAAGAGUUUCUACUGUAGUUUUAUUGGAUCUUUGAUCCAACUUAUAUACGUUUUUGUUACGUUAAAUGGAGAAAAUCAACAAGAAGAGGAAACGGCAGGCUAACAACCAGAAGAACAUAUCAAACUAUAAGAAGAUAGAGCCAAUUACUCCACCUGCUCCUUAUGUUAUUGUUGUUCAUGGACCUCCCAAGGUUGGGAAAUCCUUGUUGAUCAAAUCUCUAGUAAAGCAUUAUACCAACCAUAAUCUUACCGAUGACACCACCCCAGGCCCCAUUACGAUUGUCGUCGGCUCAGGCGAAGAACAAAGACGGAUACAGUUUGUGGAGUGUCCUAACAAUGUCAAUGGCAUGAUUGAUGCUUCAAAGUAUGCCGACGCAAUCAUACUGCUCAUCGACGUGAGUUAUGGGUUUGAAAUGGAAACACUCGAGUUUGUUAACCUUUUAAAAGUUCACGGCAUGCCCAAGCUUAUUGGGGUGUUUACAAAUCUUGACUGCUUUUUAAAUAAAGAUGUAAAGAUUGAAGAAAUGCGAACAGCGCGUUUCAAAAAACUUUUUAGGAAUGAAAUACAUGAAGAAGCACAAAUAUUCUGCUUAUCUGCUUCAGAUGAAGAUGAAAAGAUGUAUCUGGAGAUUGAUAUUUCCAAACUGGCAAGCUUCAUAUUGGGUAUGGAAUUCCAUCCUAUGUCAUGGCGAGCUGCAAAUCCUUAUGUGCUGGUAGAUUGUUUUGAAGAUGUCACUCCUACAGAAAGAUUGCACUUGGAUAAAAACUGCGGUAGAAAAAAGAAACCGAGGUGCAUAUUGCCGGCGUCGGUGACUUCCCUUUAGCUGGCGUGGCAAGUGUAGCUGAACCUCGCCCAUUACCGCAUAUUGAUGAUCCAAAGAUCGAUAUACCCGAACAUCUUGAUGAGGAAACUCACAUGAAGAAAGAGAUUAUCAGAGUAGGGGCUUAUCUAAAGUUUAAGAUCUGCGAUGUUCCUUGUGAGAUGGUUAAUAAUCGUGAUCCAUGUCAUCCUAUUCUCGUUGGAGGUAUCAGCCAUGCAGAAAAAACUGUCGAACGUAUCUUGGCGAGAUUUGAGAGACACAGUUUGUAUAUGAAAUCAUUGAGGACAAAUGAUCCUAUCAUUGUUUCAGUUGGAUGGAGAAGGUAUGUGACGAUACCUAUCUAUGCCACAGAAGACUUGCAUGAAACUCUCGAAUUCACCCCUGAAGACAAGCCGUGUUGUGCAACGUUUUGGGGCCCUUUUGAAACUCCUGGAACUGGAGUUGUUGCUGUACAGAGUCUGGCAGAUAGCAAGGCAGCUUUUCGCAUUCAAGCAACCGGUGCAGUACUCGGUUUUACCAAUGCCCCAUAUUGUGACAUCAACGAGGAUCAUAGCUUAUUCAACCCAUUAAUGACAUCCCUGGAACCAAGCGACCGUGUUUGGACAGAUGACACGAAGGAAAGCGAGAAAAGUAAAGCACACGUGGUGUGGGGUUCUCGGGAAAGAAAGAUAGCAGACGAGGAUCUGAGAAAAAAGAUGUCAACGAUACUAGAGGAUAAGCUCAAGCUUACUUGUCAGAAGCGGAAGACGGAUGAACCAUGGCGUGCUGUGAUAAUUCUCGAACGUAUGCAUUUUGCUAACAGGGCGGAGUUUCUUGAGGCGUACCAGAAAAAGAAGGAGCAGGAUAUUCGUAACAAUAUAACUCGUGGGAUGCCUACUAGAUUUUUCGAGAGAAAGACAGGGAAUAUAGCUGUUGCCAAUUGAGGACCAGGAAGGAAGAAAGAAAGAAAUAUGGAGGGAACAUUGCUGUUGCGAACUAGUUUAAAAUUGGCCUGUGGAUCUGGCAUUAAAAUCUGUAUUUAAGCGAUCCCUUUGCUUACUUGCCACAAAUGGGUUUAAAGUUUAGUAUGGUUUAACCACAAUCAAGUUCUAUGUUUUGAUUUGAAA
Molecule: messenger RNA, 1939 nt
Organism: Papaver somniferum (opium poppy)
Lineage: Eukaryota; Viridiplantae; Streptophyta; Magnoliopsida; Ranunculales; Papaveraceae
Product: ribosome biogenesis protein bms1-like
Exons: 11
Coding region: 78-836 (252 amino acids)
Biological process (GO): endonucleolytic cleavage of tricistronic rRNA transcript (SSU-rRNA, 5.8S rRNA, LSU-rRNA); maturation of SSU-rRNA from tricistronic rRNA transcript (SSU-rRNA, 5.8S rRNA, LSU-rRNA); ribosome biogenesis
Cellular component (GO): nucleus; 90S preribosome
Molecular function (GO): GTPase activity; U3 snoRNA binding; GTP binding
Source: RefSeq, a predicted model, not a curated record